This is a messenger RNA of Trachymyrmex septentrionalis, 722 nucleotides long. RefSeq lists its product as uncharacterized. NCBI's taxonomy places the organism in Eukaryota, Metazoa, Arthropoda, Insecta, Hymenoptera, Formicidae. The transcript has a single exon. The coding region runs from base 438 to 632 and encodes 64 amino acids. The record is from RefSeq and is a predicted model, not a curated record.
AUGAUAGAAGAGAGCUUGCGAUAUAUACCUCGUCCGUCAAGUUUACGCUCGAAAGUCUACAAAUACAUCAACUCAUGGAGAGAAGCUAAAUAAUUUCUGUUUUGCAAAAAGCACACAGGCACGACCGGACAAAUUUGUCCGAUGUUUUACCGGCGCGAAAGUUUCAUGGAACGGGAACGUGACAAUUCGUCAACGUGAUUUAUAAAUUCGUCCUGGCGAACAUGCUGCAGCGACCAGGAAACUCCGCCCGAAAUGAUUAUAAUGCGCGUUCGCUAAGCGCGCAGAUAAAAAACUCCGUCGCGACUACGUCGCAGCACGUAGAAGUGGACAGAAAUCCGAGCGUCUCGAUGUAUAAGACAUUAAAAUUCUUGUGGGAGAAAAAAAGUCGAAAUGGCUCCUAGACUUCUUCGGUGCGACGCACAGCCGCGCUCAAGGCUAUGUCGCAACGACGUGGUAGCGUCAUCGAUAUCACCGUCCAGCUCGGCGGAGGAAGAUACGAGCCAGAGAGCGGUAGCAGCAACAGCGGCGGCAGCAGCAGCGGUAAACGCGACGUGGAUGAUGUAGACGACGACGACGACGACGACGACGACGAGGACCGGCUCUCUCUCUGCCGCUGUUACUGUUAUUUUUAACCCGACGCCGACGCGCCGAGUCCGUAGUCUAAAACCGCGUCUACCCUCCCGCGUCCUCCUCGUCUUCUCCAUCGUUCUUCCUCAUCAUGA